AUUACUAUCAUAUGCUUGAGUCUGUUCUGUUACUAUCAUAUGCUUGAGUCUGUUCCAUUACUAUCUUCCUCUGCACAAAAUGUGCUCCAGAUGUUUUGCAGGGUUGCAUUGACAUUGACAUUGCUUAACACUUGGCCCUUCUCUGGAUCCCUAGAGACCCAAUGGGGUUGCUUCUCAAAUAGCACUCUAUUCCCUAUAUAGUGCACUACUUUUUGACCAGGGCCUAUAGAGCACUAGGGAAUAGGGUGCCAUUUUGGACGCAAGUGGUGAGGUCAUAGUUGUCCAGAAAUGGCUGAUUCAGUGAUUUCAUGUUCACUCAGGCCUCCUUGCUCUGGACUGGAACUCUGGAUUCACACAGGAGAUGCUUUGUUCUGCCAAGACAACCGAUAGGAGGGCAGACAAUAAACAGAUCAAUAUUUACAAUGUUGUUUGUACUCCACUUGUUACCGUUUUCUCAGGGCAACUGGCCACAAAUCUUACUGCUGUGGUUGCACAUCUCUCUCUAACUUCUGGGAGAGCCCAUUUAAAGAAAAUAUAAGUCAUGUUCAUGGGGCGUUGCGUUCAUGCGGGCUAGUCCCUCCCAUAACACAAAACACCAUUCAGCAGCAUGUCAACACACUCUCAUGUUGAGAAGAAGAAGAAACAGUUAAAGGAAUCGGACAAUCUAUUUUCUGGACUUAAUGAUCUUGGGCUUCAGCAAGACCAACUCUGAAGUGAACUGCUUAUCCAAACUGUUGUUUUUAUUAUAACCAAAUAUAGAAAUGGGAAGAAUACUUAUCUGCGUAAAACGGACGUUCAUUUUCGUCUGUGUCUUGAUCUGUAUCAUCAGCACCCUCUUGCUGGCCAUCACAUUAUUUGGACACGGGCACUUCCACCAAUCAGAAGAAAUAGAGGAUAUUCUGCCUGGGAUAGUAGUUCUGUAUGUCCUAGAAGCAGCAACCCUGGUCCUGUCAAUCUUUGGUGUCUAUGGCGCUCGGAAGGAGAAGAAAUGGGCUGUGGUUCUGUUUUCUGUAGGUAUGUCACUGGCCAGCCUAUACCUGUUUGUGGAGUGCGUGAAAGCAUAUCAUUCCAAACACGAGAUGGAGGAGUUAACCAGAGAGGAACAUCUAGCAAUGAUUCCUCUGAGUGGAGCGAAACAAAAAGAUAUAGAAACGAUAUACAACAUACAGACUAACUGCUGUUUCCUUCACUUUCAGUUCAAAUGCUGUGGGCUCGUACAAGGCUACCAAGACUGGGGCACAGACAUCCCCAUCUCCUGUCUCUGUUCUGAUGAGGACUCAACAGACUUUACAUGUGUUGCUCCUGGUAACAAUACAAGAUUUGUUAUUCACUAUCCCAACAGUAAUUCGUCUGAGGAUGAUGACCACAAGGGAUUAAUGGAUGAACACAUGCUGGUAUAUGAAAAGCCAUGUCUUCCCAUCCUGAUCUCUGUCGAGAGCAAUGCAAUCAGCCUGGGAAUAGGAAUAUUAGUAGCACUGACAGCAUUAUGGGAUGUUGGAGUUGCCCUGGCCAUCACAAUUCUCUGCCAGAUGAGAAGAAAGGUUGAUGUGCCACCUGUGAUCUUCACCUCUCAACCACCUCAAUACAGGGAGCUGUGUGACACAGCAGAGAGUGUCUGAAAUGAAAUGGUCCUCUUAUGAAGGAGACUCAAUGCACUAGUCUGAGUGCCAGUCUGUUUGUGCCAUCAUGACAACUCCUGUCACUCAUUUGUGUCAAGCCAAACAUGACAAUGGGUGACAAAGAGUUGGCUUGGCAAUGACAGCAAUGGAGUUGUCAUUGGCCAGACCACAAACACCACAAACAGAUCUGGGAUCAGGUUAGCAAUGCAUCCAUAUUAUGUACAUACUCAUAACACACAUGAAAGGACAACUCAGGACAUUAUUAGACAUUAGACAUCUCUACUGUGUUGUCCAAAGUAUUACUGUUCAACUGAUUAUCCAUCUGACUGCCAGCAAGAGUCUUCUUAUUGGCUGUCAAAGGUUCUGUAAAACCUGUGGUUUGUUUUUCUGUUGUAAAUCAUUGGUAACCAUUUAACCAUUGAAGUGCCUCAGUGUUGGUUACAGUGUCUUGAAUAAAGGGACAAGCAUCUUUUAACAUUAUGUUCCUUUUAUUCGACAACCAACAUCUCUUAAAUAUUCCUCUUUUCCUCCUGUUCUCUCCUCUCAUCCUCCUCUCUCUUCCUCUUUUCCUCAUGUUCUCUCCUCUCAACCUCUCUUCCUCUUCCUCCUGUUCUCUCCUCUCAUCCUCCUCUCUUCCUCUUCCUCAUGUUCUCUCCUCUCAUCCUCCUCUCUCUUCCUCUUUUCAUCCUGUUCUCUCCUCUCAUCUUCCUCUCUCUUCCUCUUUUCCUCCUGUUCUCUCCUCUCAUCAUCCUCUCUUCCUCUUUUCAUCCUGUUCUCUCCUCCCAUCCUCUCUUCCUCUUUUCAUCCUGUUCUCUCCUCUCAUCCUCCUCUUCCUCUUUUCCUCAUGUUCUCUCCUCUCAUCCUCCUCUCUCUUCAUCCUGUUCUCUCCUCUCCUUUUCCUCCUGUUCUCUCCUCUCAUCCUCCUCUCUCUUCAUCCUGUUGUCUCCUCUCAUCUUCCUCUUUUCCUCCUGUUCUCUCCUCUCAUCCUCCUCUUCCUCUUUUCCUCCUGUUCUCUCCUCUCAUCAUCCUCCUCUUCCUCUUUUCCUCCUGUUCUCUCCUCUCAUCCUCUUCCUCCUGUUCUCUCCUCUCAUCCUCCUCUCUCUUCAUCCUGUUCUCUCCUCUCAUCUUCCUCUUUUCCUCCUGUUCUCUCCUCUCAUCCUCCUCUUCCUCUUUUCCUCCUGUUCUCUCCUCUCAUCAUCCUCCUCUUCCUCUUUUCCUCCUGUUCUCUCCUCUCAUCCUCCUCUCUUCAUCCUGUUCUCUCCUCUCAUCCUCCUCCUCCUGUCUUUCACACUCCCUCAGCUCUUUCUCUCUCCUCUUCUGUUCUGCCUUCUCUGUCUUUGUCUCUGCUUCCUUUCUCUUCCUCUCCUUCCUUCUCUUGUUUCUUCAACUUGUCUUUCUCUUUCUUCCAACUGAAUACAGUCUGACUCAGGGGGAAAAGUUUAUUUAAAACAAUGACUACGUAAUGAAGGACUCUAAACUGUAUGAUAUUAGACCAGUGGUUGUAGCCUGGGUACCAGUCUGUUUAGCUAUCAUUCCACUCCUUGCCACUCCUUGUCAUGCUAAACAUUUGGCAUGUGACACGGAGUACAAUGGGUGGAAUGUUCACUCAACAGACUGGCACCCAGGCUACUGUAGUACAUACUCAUAAUAUCAUUUUACGUUCAUUCAAUAAACUACUUUGUUCUA
Molecule: messenger RNA, 3305 nt
Organism: Oncorhynchus nerka (sockeye salmon)
Lineage: Eukaryota; Metazoa; Chordata; Actinopteri; Salmoniformes; Salmonidae
Product: tetraspanin-8-like
Exons: 9
Coding region: 762-1619 (285 amino acids)
Cellular component (GO): plasma membrane
Source: RefSeq, a predicted model, not a curated record